AACGGUAUCCAAGGCAAAGGUAGCAGUUGCCAAGGAGCUGCUCCAGAAUCCAACCGCUACGUCACUCCUCCGCUACCACGUACCAGCGUGACCUUGACAUUGUUCCGUACCAUCGAUUUUUAUGUACAAUCUAUCAGCUCGUACGCCGUUGUACAAGGUAUCCUUGUGGGAGAUGGAGAUCGUCUGGUAGAAUAUAGAAUAUAUGCAGUGAAAUCCCCAUCUUCAGCUUGAACUGACGGGCACAGGAUCAUCGCCAGGCGUUGACUGACUGGAACCGGUGACCCUAGCGACAACAACGGUCGUUUUGUGCUGUCAGUGAUUUUACGUGCUGAUUCUUCUCAACGGGAAACUGAUCCAUAUUUUCCAGAUCAAGACACACUAUGUCAGCGCUAGAGGCGUCACCUCCACAGGCCGAGAAGGAGAGCGAGCACAACACUAUCCUUAUAGCUGUUGACAAGAGCACGCAUUCCGAUUAUGCAUUCGACUAUUACAUGAGCAACAUCCACCGACCAGAGGACACCAUCCUUCUGAUCCACUGUUUCGAGGCGCAUCAAGUGGCAGCACAGAUGUCUGGCGGAGGACUUGGGCCAUCGGCCCUCGGACCACUCCCUGCUGACCACUACAAGGGCCUGGUUGAAGAACAGAAGAGUAACAUGAAAAACCUUGAGCAUCAUUACCAAGAGAAGAUGAGGAAACAGGACUUUCCAGUUAAACACAAAUUCCACGUGAUCGAGCACGGAAAUUCGCCCGGAAGUUCCAUCGUUCUCGCAGCAGAAUCUGCCAAAGCUUCCUUGAUUGUCAUGGGAACGCGUGGCCUUGACCUCCUCCGCCGAACUAUCCUAGGGUCAGUGAGUGACUACGUGGUGCACCACGCAGGGACACCCGUGUUGAUUUGCCAUGACUACAGACACGAGAAAAAACACAAACAUUAAUGAAUGAGAUAGUAGUCUGUAUGUGUAUUAUUUGUGCAUGUACUAGCGGUACGAUUGAAGUUAAACUACAAGGUUAUACAUGUACAUGUAUUUUGGUCGAUAGAUUUCACCAUUAAAUAACUCAGAAUAAUCUAAAAGUCAACCGUCGUGCGGAAACAGCUUGGCAUAACAUAAACAUCAAGUACUGGUGAAAGAAGUGUAAUCUUUUCUUAUGGGUGUGAUACAAAUUGUUGCACUUAGAGGCAGUCAUAAAUAUGACAUGACGAAGUUGGUUGACUGAAGUUGUUAAUGUGCCAUUAAAUAUUGUUUUCUAUAGUA
Messenger RNA from Lineus longissimus, 1250 nucleotides. RefSeq lists its product as uncharacterized. The record is from RefSeq and is a predicted model, not a curated record. Lineage: Eukaryota; Metazoa; Nemertea; Pilidiophora; Heteronemertea; Lineidae. The transcript is spliced from 6 exons. Bases 381 to 932 code for a protein of 183 amino acids.